UGAUACUUUUCAGCAUUUGCUAUACAACACCUACGUGCGCAAGUCCUGGGCGCACAUUGAAAAAGUGCUAGUGAAGUGAUCAAUUAUCGACAAUCGAUAUGAAGGCGUUUUUAGUUACGAUUUUGUUGUUCGGAAUCGCGAGGGCGAGCCAAAUCGAGAAUGAGACAGCAUCACCCUCAGAAGAGUCUCUCAAGCGAGGACUGAGCAACAAGUGCGCCCAGAGGGAAACGUCGGCAUGCAUCGCCGCGGAACUCGUGGGCUAUGUGGAUCGGAUGCUCAGGACGGCGUCCGUUCAGCUCAGCGAGGAUGCUAUGAUUGUUGAUGAAAGUAACGGUGCUGCCGCAGAGGUCACCGUCAGGCCAGAGACCCUCGCGCGAGCUGGCCACUCCCUAGAGGACCAGGCCCAACAGCUGAUCAUGGACAAGCUGUAUGCCUUCGCCACGACCAGGUCGUUGAGAUACAGGCUACUGGACAACGCUGACCUGGUCAUCUCUGGCAAGACUGAAAAGGAUGGCACUCUUGGCGUUGGAGUAUCAAUGAAGGCGCCCAAGGCAAUUGAAACCGGUCGCGCGCGGAACAAGAACAUCGGCCCGUUCUUAGCCGCUGCAGCCAUGAAAUUCGGCCUCCUCGGAGCUCUGACCUUCAAGGGUCUCACGCUCAUGGUCGGGAAGGCCUUGCUGAUCUCCAAGAUCGCACUGCUCCUCGCCACGAUUAUCGGACUGAAGAAACUUUUCUCCCAUCAGGUGAAAGACUAGUUGCAGCGGAGUAAAGGCUGUCAUCAAAAAGGAUUAACUCAAAUUCCUUGAAUGAGACUUGAUGGGAUGGAGGCACCGUGGCAGGAAAUACCUCAGCUAAAAUAUGUAACCUUUUGGCCCUUGGUAAAACAUGCAAAACAAGGUUAACUCAGCCUUUCGGCCCGGGCGUACACACGCACUGUAAGGGUUAACAGAAAACAAAAUGGUGUCUUCUAACCCAGCCAGAGAAUUGAUACGUGCCAAAGACCAAAAUCAACGAAUAUAAAAAAAAAACAUAAAAAUAAU
This is a messenger RNA of Ostrinia furnacalis (Asian corn borer), 1040 nucleotides long. It is a transcript of the gene Osi3, whose product is annotated as Osiris 3. The transcript has 5 exons. Bases 99 to 755 code for a protein of 218 amino acids. The record is from RefSeq and is a predicted model, not a curated record. Gene Ontology annotation, cellular component: membrane. Lineage: Eukaryota; Metazoa; Arthropoda; Insecta; Lepidoptera; Crambidae.